Molecule: messenger RNA, 594 nt
Organism: Fusarium sp. VM40
Lineage: Eukaryota; Fungi; Ascomycota; Sordariomycetes; Hypocreales; Nectriaceae
Source: the annotation of a GenBank genome assembly
AUGUUCAAGCAACGAUCUCACGAUACCCACCAUGGCACUCACCUGCCCCAAAUCGAGGGACAACCUGGCCACUACGAGAUAGCACUGCUCGGCGACAGUCUUUUUGAGCGGUUCAAGACCACCGGCAAAAAUCUGAGUAUCAACCAGAACUCACAAAUCCUGAACCUCGGCGUGGGUGGAGACAAAGUCACCAAUGUCCAGUAUCGUAUCGCCCGAGGACUCAUCAAGUCUCUAAAGCAGCAUCAACCCAACCUCAAGCUUAUCUACAUCCACAUGGGAAGCAACGACCUGAAGAAGGCAGGUCUUCGCAAGCAGGAAGCCGAGAUGUACAAUGAUUUGAUUACGGAGCUCCGAACCAACUACCCCGAUAUCCCGAUCGUGAUCACGGCGCUAUUCUUCCAGCGUGGUCUCGCCAACAGUAUCAUCGGCGAUGCAAAUGAUGCUUUGAAGACAAUUGCAGUGGAAAACCGUUGCGAAUUUCUGCCAUUCGGUGAAAAUCAAGACGGGAUUAUGAGCGAAGACAAUGUCCAUCUUAACGAGUUCGGUUAUACGAGAUGGAAUGAAAUCCUCGCGAAUGAUAUGAAGAGCCGAUAG